AUGAAAACCAAGGACAUCGCGUGGGAUAAGGUCGUAUACCAAGCCGUCGCCUUGGCACUUAUCCGCCGCGGAACCCCUCAAGAGGCUGUACAACUGCUGGAGGAGAGCGUCCGGCGUCUGGGAGACAGCCCGGAAGGGUACUUGGCCAUCAUUGACUUCUACAUCAACCGCCACUCGGACCAAGAUGCGAACGAGUCUUAG
Messenger RNA from Phytophthora nicotianae INRA-310, 201 nucleotides. RefSeq lists its product as hypothetical. NCBI's taxonomy places the organism in Eukaryota, Oomycota, Peronosporomycetes, Peronosporales, Peronosporaceae. The transcript has a single exon. The record is from RefSeq and is a predicted model, not a curated record. Bases 1 to 201 code for a protein of 66 amino acids.